Lactuca saligna is the source of this 387-nucleotide messenger RNA. The record is from the annotation of a GenBank genome assembly. NCBI's taxonomy places the organism in Eukaryota, Viridiplantae, Streptophyta, Magnoliopsida, Asterales, Asteraceae.
AUGGUAAGCUCCUCCAACACGCACACACAAGGUUACAAAGAGUGGGCUUUAAGGAAUCAUUGGUCUGAAGAUUUGAGAUGCGAUUGUGAUGAACCUGCGACAUUCUCGAUCUCCAAAACUGUCGAUAAUCCAUGGAGGAAAUUCAGGGGGUGUCCAAACUAUCAGGAAACUAUGCGGAAGUUCCAUAUGGAUUUGGAGGAGGCUAACAACAAGAAAACAUUUGCAAUGGAGGUUUUGAAGCUUUCGGAGGAGGCCAAGAACAACAAAGAAGUUCAACUGGAUAUUUUAAACAUGUUGAAGGUGGAGCUACUUAUGAUGGUCAUGCUUUUGGUGGUUGUGAUAGUGAUGGGGUUUAUGGUUCACCAUGUUAUGGUUAAAGCACUGUGA